Messenger RNA from Rhodamnia argentea, 1092 nucleotides. RefSeq lists its product as uncharacterized. Gene Ontology annotation, molecular function: nucleic acid binding; zinc ion binding. Lineage: Eukaryota; Viridiplantae; Streptophyta; Magnoliopsida; Myrtales; Myrtaceae. Bases 1 to 1092 code for a protein of 363 amino acids. The record is from RefSeq and is a predicted model, not a curated record. The transcript has a single exon.
AUGAGCGCACGUGGUAGAAGAGCAUCCCGAGCACCUCGGACCAGGGCUGUCGGGCCGACGGGGGAGAUUCUGGAAGAAGAAAGAGUGCCGCGCGCUGCAGAGCCGGUUGGGCAAGAGCCGACUAUGGCUGGGAUUCUCCAAGCACUAGGAGCAAUUGGAGACCUUAUGGGGCAGCAAGUAAAGAACCGGAAUGCUGCCGCCAUUGUUGAAGUACCACGGGGAAACGUGCCAACUGGAGCGGUGAAUGUUGGACAUCAAGCACAUAAGUUAGUGGAGCAAUUUCUGAAAUUGAAGCCGCCCAAGUUCUCUGGGAGCGGAGACCACGAAGCUGCUACCUCAUGGAUCAAGGAGUUAGAGAAGGCGUUUGCCCUCUUGAGGUGUACCGAGGAGGAUAAGGUCACUUUGGCCGUGUAUCAAUUGCGUGGGAAUACGAGUACAUGGUGGAGAGCUUCUAAGGACAGAGUUUUUCCUGAAGGUACGGUUCCGGCGUGGAAUGCCUUCGUGGAAACCUUUAACGGAAAGUACUUCUCAGAUAUUGCGAGGGAACAGAAGAUGGCUGAGUUCCUUCGCCUGCGUCGAGAACAUUUGUCGGUGGAUGAGUAUGAGGCGAGAUUUGCUGAGCUGUCAAAGUAUGCCCCAAGAAUGAUAGAGGACCCUGUGGAUAGGGUAAGAAGAUUCCGGGAUGGGCUGAAACCGGAGAUCAAGAGCGUAUUGGUGCCGCUCAACUUGAAGGAUUAUGACGACCUGUAUAAGAGGGCGCAGAUGGUAGAGUGUGACUUGGCUGAAAGAACCGCCACAACCGGAUCGCGGUUUGUACCCUCACACGGAAGGGACAGUCGGCAAGGAAAGAGACCGAUACCUAGUGGUAGAUACCAAAUCCCACCCAACAGAAGAGAGGCGAUCAGCAAGCCGGUGUUCCGCCAAGAUGGGGCAUGUCACUUAUGCCGCCAAAGGCAUGGACCCGGUCCGUGCCCGUUUAAAGAAGGGGCAUGCUUUGGAUGUCGCCGGUUUGGUCAUCAAGUGAGAGACUGCCCACGGAGACAGCGGAAUAGGCCACAGGGGGAACAACCUGGAGGAAAACGUAUCACAUGA